AUGGAGACAUGGCUGAAAGCUCGCAUAGAUGACGCGAGGAGGCGGGCGGCCUUAACCGUGCUGGAUGGCUUAACCGUGCUGGAUGGAUACCGGCUCGAAGACCCAGAGGAGAAGCAGCUCUUCCUCAGCCGCUUCCUGCUUAAGAUCGAGAUCUUGGACCGCAAGAUCCGACAGGGCGAGACGGCAGAGUCUGAUGCUCUAGCUUUGUUGCCUGGCCCGGACUGGGAGGCUUGGACUUUCGUUGCCGUGGUUGCAGCAAACCGUGCAGAUGCUACGGCUGCUGGACUAGUGCUCCGGCCCGUGGUGUUCCCGCCGGCUGCACAGAUGGUCCCCGACUCUCCAAACAGGGAUGACGCUGAAGCUUCCAGUCCGCCUGAGACGGAGACGGAGAAAAAAGCGGUGGUGCUUUCAAGCUACACCCCGGCCACCACGCUCUUCCUGCAGACCAAAGGUAAACGUGCAGGUGUGCUUUGUGUUCACCGUGCUACUUGGAUCAAAGUGGAAGGCACAAGUGUGGAAGGCUACGAGCAUUUGUUCCGCAUCGCGGAGGUGUGGCCUUUGCUGUCCCGCAAACAGCAGUUCACAAACUGGUUCACGAAGAAAGAGACGAUGAUGGCCAGGCUUUCUCGGAAGUGGUCCGUUGACUGCGACCUCCACAUCCCCAGAAAGUUGGGGUACAAAGGUAAGCAGCUCUCAGCAGGUGCAGGGAAGCUGCGGCUGUCUUUCGAUGGGGUUGCCUCAGCUCUCCAGGUCAAGGGCUGCAAGAAGACUUUGAAGGACGGCUGCCUAUCCGGCUUCGAUCUUCUGAUCAGCACUUUGCGAUGUCUUGCUUUCGACUUGGAUUUGGCGGCAUGGGAGAGAUGCUUGAAAUUCCUCGGCAUCCAAUCUAGGUCGCUCGGACUCGUUUUGCCUGUUGAUUUUGCAGUCUUUGCCACGCUCAGAUUCCUUGCAGGUGGGAGAGGUGCUCCAUGCUCUCGCAUGCUCAGCAGAAACUGCAAGCAGGCCUUGCAUAACCCAAAAUACUUUUUCCACGAACAACAGUCCCCAGGUGUGCCACUGUCGGCUGCUUCGUGGUUCCUGAUGAGAUUGCCUUUCGAAGACGUUGUGUGCGAGGCCAGCGAUCGGGAUGGUUCUGCUUCAGCCGUGUUGUUGCUUCCAAGAUUUUUCCACUCAUGCCUUUAUGCCUUGCUGCCAGGGCACAGUCAAGGUGUCCAGACUUCAACGAAGACUGCUUCACUUGCUCUCCCAGUCUGGCGAGAAUCACUUGGGCAAUAG
Molecule: messenger RNA, 1275 nt
Organism: Symbiodinium sp. CCMP2592
Lineage: Eukaryota; Dinophyceae; Suessiales; Symbiodiniaceae
Source: the annotation of a GenBank genome assembly